AUGUCCAACGCUAUGUCCAACAAAUCCUCGAAUACCGGGACCAACAGCGAAGGACAGAAUUCAACUCCUUUUUCGCACGGCUGGUACUUCACCCGGCCUAACAAUUCCUCUUAUGCCGAUUCCAUGAGCAGUCCGCUGACAUCUCACGCACACUCAACUCUGGCUCCGUUCCCGGAUGCCAUAUCCGUUCUCACUCCCACACCCGAAUGCCUGUCUACAGGCGCCCAAAGACUGGUGCCGGAAUGGUGGACGUGCUGCAAGUGCCAGAAUUUAGUCAAUCCCAACCUGGCGCCAGAGAGGAAAUGUCCUAUUUGCUCCCAUGUUGAAUGCGACUUCUGUGGCACAGAGGUUGUUCCCUAG
Molecule: messenger RNA, 360 nt
Organism: Penicillium psychrosexuale
Lineage: Eukaryota; Fungi; Ascomycota; Eurotiomycetes; Eurotiales; Aspergillaceae
Exons: 1
Coding region: 1-360 (119 amino acids)
Source: RefSeq, a predicted model, not a curated record